Diversispora eburnea is the source of this 1257-nucleotide messenger RNA. The record is from the annotation of a GenBank genome assembly. NCBI's taxonomy places the organism in Eukaryota, Fungi, Glomeromycota, Glomeromycetes, Diversisporales, Diversisporaceae.
AUGUCAAAAAUCAAAGAUGCCAAAGAUAAACUUCAUUCUUUAUCUGUAAAUUUCGUAAAUGAUCGUGGUGAAUCAAUAGAAUCCCUUUCGACAACUUUAUCAGGUUCUCUAAGCUUAGCUGGAAGAAUAUCUGAAGUAGUUUCCAUACCUUUAGUCGGAUUAGUUUGUUCUACUAUCUCUGAUAUAAUUAAUAUUUGCGAAACCACUAAACAAAACAAAAAAAUCUGUUCAUCGAUAAUAGAUCGAACUAUUGUUACUAGACUUUGUGUAGAAAAGUUACAAAGAAUCAAGGCAACUGAAAUAAAUCCAUCAGAAUUAAUCAAACCAAAUGUUGGAAGGAAAACUGAUCGCCGAGGUGGUAAUGGAAUUACCAAAAGAUUUAUUAUUAAAAAAGAAGAUAAAGAAUAUACGAAGAAAAGGUUUCAAGCUGAACUUGCAAUAUUGGGAAAAUUAAAAGAUAGUACAAAUAUCUUGAGAUUCUAUGGCCUCUCUAAAUUAGAAGGGCAUAGAGUUAUGGUUUUUGAAUGGACUGAAUGGGGAAAUCUUCAAGAAGUGUAUUCAAAUAGUAAAGUCGAUUGGAAUAAUAAAAUUCAUAUUGCAUUAGAUAUUUGUCGUGAUUUAGUAUUUUUGCAUAUGGCUAAUAUUCUUCACCAUGAUGUCCGAUGCAGAAAUAUCAUGAUGACUCCACGACUUGAACCAAAAAUAGCCAAUUUCAAAUAUUCUCGUGAAAACGAUCAAAUGACCACUGGUUAUGAAAAAACAGUCAAGGUUUUACAUUGGAUGGCACCAGAAAAGAUAAAAAGUACAAAUGAAAAACCAGUAAAAUAUACUUAUGAAUGUGAAAUUUUCAGUUUUGGAAUGUUGCUUUGGGAAAUGACCUUCCAAAAAAUUCCUUAUAAAGAUCUUAACAUAGAAGAAGUAAAAAAAACGGUGUUAAGUGGAAAACGCGAAACUUUUAGAUUUGAAAAAGGUAGCUUGGAAUUGGAAAAACUUCAAAAGAAAUUAAAAAAGAUCAUAGAAAAUGCCUGGCACGAUGAACCAAUUUCUAGAAAUUCCACAAAAUUUUUCUUUACAUAUAAUGCCAAAGAUUAUAAAACAGCUUGGGAAAUUUUUGAAUGUCAUGCGAAUCUAGCAAAAUAUUGGAAAUCAUAUUAUUAUGAUCAUGGAUAUCACGUGAAUCGAUAUCUUGUAACAGUAGCUAAUUUAUAUAAAGAACUAGCAGAUGAUGGAUUAGCAGAUGCAAGUUUUAGAUAUUAA